AUGGCCCCUGCAUCCGAAGACACGCUGGUCAAGCAUUCCACGGAGGCGGCAACUGAAUUUGUGAAUUCUUUUUAUCCUGCCCUCCAGUCCAAUCGCGCCACCAUUUCCUCAUUCUACAGCCAACAAGCGUCGACCAUCCUUUUCAACGGAAACGUUGUCGCCGAUGGCGCCGCCGUCCAGGAGAUUUUCGUCAACCAGAUGACUCCCACCCACUACGAAGUGCAGUCAUUCGACUGCCAAAUCAUCAAUCGCACCUACCCCACACCUACCGCCACGGGCUUCAAGCUCCCCACAGAGACCACUAUCAAGGACAUGUCCAUCCUCGUGAUCGUCAGCGGCUUUGUCCGCUUCGGCGAGUCCAGGGAUCUACCGCAGCGCGGAUUCAGCGAGACCUUCGUGCUAGUCCCGAAUCCCACUGCCGAUGGACCGAAGGGAAAGCGCAGGCGUGAAUGGCUCAUUCAGACUCAGAACUUCCGGCUGGUGGUUUAG
This is a messenger RNA of Aspergillus japonicus CBS 114.51, 489 nucleotides long. Its product is annotated as putative nuclear transport factor 2 domain protein. The record is from RefSeq and is a predicted model, not a curated record. Lineage: Eukaryota; Fungi; Ascomycota; Eurotiomycetes; Eurotiales; Aspergillaceae. The coding region runs from base 1 to 489 and encodes 162 amino acids. Gene Ontology annotation, cellular component: nuclear pore central transport channel. The transcript has 2 exons. Gene Ontology annotation, biological process: protein import into nucleus.